Molecule: messenger RNA, 1636 nt
Organism: Porites evermanni
Lineage: Eukaryota; Metazoa; Cnidaria; Anthozoa; Scleractinia; Poritidae
Source: the annotation of a GenBank genome assembly
AUGGAUAAAGAGCAAAGAUCUGCGGCUUCCAAUUUUCAGAAGUCAGUGCAAACAAGUACCAUCACCGUUGUAGCGGCCCCACACAGUAACGGCAAUGCUUUGACGUGGGCGUCCUCUGUCCAGGAGAGUCCGGUUUCAAUAAGUUACUCUUUGUUAGUCACUCACAAUCUGUUUACUGAAAGAUAUUCUAAACAUCUUUCUGAGGUUAACAUAGACAUUGCAAGAGAGAGGCUGAUAAACGCAUCCAAGAUUUAUUGCCAGGCUCUGAAAGACGAGGGACGGGUAGAUUCGUGUGAUGACAGCAUUCAUCUGGGAACUUUUGUGAACGGUGUUGGAAUACUGCAGUUUGGUAAUGUUGUAUAGGGUUUUUUUUUUUUAAACAAAACAUUGUUCUACAAUUCAAAAGAAAAGGUCGAAACUAUUGCAUCAUAACAACUUGAUAAUAUCGCAUAUAAAAUAGACCAAUAAAAGGUAUUCAGCAGCGCAGUUAUGGUUUAUGUCAUGAACCCUUCGAGACAAAAACUACGUGUUUAUUGUUUUUCAGAUUUCAGCACACUGUAUUUACUGAGAAGAACGAUUAGCACUGGAAUACUUUCCUACUCUUCUCUGUGUCAAAAUUGAUUUUUUUUUCUCUUUUCAUGCUAUAGACAUUUGCCAGACAUAGAUGGGACUCCUUGUUCAACUAUUUUUCUUCCGGAAGAGAACUGUGUGGCAGUUCAGUAUACGCCCCAGAUGCUUGGAAUACAGCUCUGGAAAGGUUACAAGCUAUUUGGCAUCAAAGGAAAAUUACAAGUUAUUUACGAUAAUGCAAAACUAGCCAAAACGGUUGUGUUUCUGGCACGACUUCAAGGAGAAAAAAAAUUAUUUUGUAUCACCUCAAAGUCAAAGCAACUCACGUCGUUGUGAAUUCAAGGCCUCUAAUAGUACACAGUGUGGUUCCUUUUGUGCACAAGAUGCCUUCUGCCAGGCCUUUGUGAUAUGUAAACCUGACGGACAAAGUUGGUAGUCCAACGCCAAGCUCAACUGCCUGCUGUACUCAAAACAGCAGACAACAGUUGCUGAAAAAGAUAUGCAUUCUGCGAUUUCACAAACAGGUUUUCUCAGAAGUGCUUCCAUUCAUAAGAAAAUAUAGUUAUUACAAAUUGUUUGAAUAUCCAUGUUUCAAAUAGGAGAUGAAACUGAUCUUUAUACUAAAGUAGUACAAAUACAAAAUUGGUGGCUGGUUAAGGUGAAAAUCAAAUAACAUCUCAAAGGCUAAUAAAAAGUUGAAGGAAGUGUAAUAUUAAUGGCCAGCUAGACGUCUUGUGCCAGAAACUGAGACGAGUGUUCGUAGAGAGCAAAAACGGCAGUGGGGGAGGGGCAUGGGGAGGGUUAAGAGAGCAAAGAUCAAUGUCCUGUGAUUUGGAAAGGAAACCCCUGUGUCACUUUCAAACAAGAUAUUUACACAUCAUUUCAUUUCUGUUUACUUUCACUAAGAGAAACAUCACAUCAGCUUCCCUUCCUUGUGCUGGACAGAAAGAGGACUCGGUUGACAGAGCAAAUAUCAGUGUCUGGUGAUUUUGGAAAGGAAACUCCAGUAUCGUUUUCAUACAAGUUAUUAGCAUGUAAUAUUUCAUUUUUUGUUUACUUUCAUUAA